This is a messenger RNA of Emiliania huxleyi CCMP1516, 609 nucleotides long. RefSeq lists its product as hypothetical. The transcript is spliced from 3 exons. Bases 1 to 609 code for a protein of 202 amino acids. The record is from RefSeq and is a predicted model, not a curated record. NCBI's taxonomy places the organism in Eukaryota, Haptophyta, Isochrysidales, Noelaerhabdaceae.
AUGCCGCGUCCCGUGGUCAGCUUGGGCCUCGUGCAGCAGCUAGACGUCGCACUCGUCGCGCUCAUCGCCGCCAGCGCAAACCUCUGGUGGUGCGGGCGGCGGCGCGCGGCAGCUUGGCUGCUCUGCGCCAGCUUCGUGGUCCGCACUUGGCUGCAACAGCCAAUCACGGCACUUCUCCCAGUCGAAGCGCUGCCGCCCUUCGUCGACCUGCUCCGCUCCAACGCGCUGCGCUGCGCCUUCUUCGUGUUCGCUGCCCUCGUCGGCGCCUCCCCCCUCUCCUUCCGAGAAGGCACAGCCGCGCUCCUCGCUGUUGUGGCCGCGUGGCUCGUCCAGGCGUGUGUGCUGUAUACGCGCCUCGGGCGCGCCGACGCCGUGGUGGUCGCAUUGCUGCCCUGGGACGCCCGGUGCAGCUGGGCCGGCUGCGGCGGCUGCACCGAGUGCGGCGCCGAGUCCGAGUGCAAGCCGUUUUGUGAGGACAAGACGCAGGCAUGGGAUGACAAGUGCACCUGGGAGGGCUGCAACGGCUGCUCCGAGUGCGGCGCCGAGUCCGAGUGCAAGCCGUUCUACGGACCCGUGGGAUAUGCUCUGCAGCUGGAACGGCUGCUCUAG